Messenger RNA from Bradysia coprophila, 1430 nucleotides. RefSeq lists its product as uncharacterized. NCBI's taxonomy places the organism in Eukaryota, Metazoa, Arthropoda, Insecta, Diptera, Sciaridae. The record is from RefSeq and is a predicted model, not a curated record. Gene Ontology annotation, biological process: lipid metabolic process.
UGUUAUUUAUAUGGUUGUUUGACGGCAGUUGAUAUUAUUCGUUACUAGAGAGAGAGGCCAACUGAUACAGUCGCCGAAAAAUCAGUUGGAUUCUUCAAUUUAACGAAAAUGAUUUUACUGUACCUAAUUGUUGCCAUGCCGGCAAUAGUCUCUUGCGUAGACUACACACCCGAACUUAGCGAAUACAUUUUCGACCCAUUUCUUCCUAUUGUGAACCAGUUAAAUGUCGUCGACGGUAUACCGAUCACUAAUGCAACAACAACACCCACAGUGAAUCGUUUGCCAACCAAGGAUCAAAUGACAUACUACGUCUAUUAUAUUGCUGUGAACUGGUAUUACGAUGUGAUUAACGAUUUCAACUGCAAAUACUGUUUGAAAAUUAGGCCAGAUAUCGCUCAUCGUACAGCCUUAUUUAAUGACACGUUUGAUACAUUCGCAAUGGUGACAUUAUCACACACUCGUCAAGAAAUUGUUGUCGCAUUUCGAGGAUCAUCCAACUCCAUGAAUCUUUUCCUUGAUUUUGGACUUCCAAUGAACGUUAGAGUGAACGAUGCAAGCAAUAUCAAAGUACACACGGGAUUCUAUUUAGCUACAAUGUCCUUAUAUGCACGAGUGGUUGGAGCUAUAGAAUUCUAUCGAAAGAAUACAGGUUACAAAAUCGUCAUCACCGGUUUGAGUUUGGGUGGAGCCAUUGCCAGAAUGACUUGUUUCUUCCUCAACGAUCGCAAGCAAUUUCCUGGCGCCGCUUAUGAACUAUACACUUUCGGUGAAUUUCGCGUCGGAAAUAUACCAUUUGCGGAGUACAUGAACUCACUGCUCAUGACCAGCGUCAGAGUUGUUCACAGAGCCGAUAUUAUCCCUCACUUACCACCAGUAAAUGUAUUGGGACUUCCGUUACUCUGGGAUCAUUACGUUCAUUGCCAAACCGAGUACUGGAUCCACGGUGAAGAAGCCCAACGAUUCUGUAACCAGAACACGUACGAAGACCCCACAUGCUCUAUAUCAAUCGGUCCAGCCUAUACACUGGUUGAUCAUUUGACGUACUUUGACGUCAGCAUUGGCUCGGCUUUCGCUCAACCGCUGCAACUUGCAACGAUUGGUUUCAAAAUACUUCCAGUGGAACUGAUAGCACCACCGUUGCCGAAGUAUAUUGAAAAUCCGCUUGGUGCAAUCUUAGAAGAUAUAGUUGGAAUCAUUCUGCCAAUUUUCGGAUAGUACAGUAAAGUCCAACACUAUUCUAAUCGAAAUUAAUAGUGACAAAGUGUUGUAUUGCUUUGACUUGACCAAAAUUGUUGAAAAAAUUUCUUUUAUUCAACGAAGGGCGAACGAAACGUGUUACCGUUUACGAUUCGUGACGAAACGUUUUAUCGUUUACAAUCAUAGUGCGGACGAACAACAGGACAAAACAAUGCUGAUUUCGGCGUAUCACG